GCCGGGGCCGAGAGGUUAUGCCCACAGUGGCAGGAAUCAUGGCACACUCCAUGGCGAGCGGGCAAUGAGUACGAAAACGACGACGAAUCGGACCGUAAACCAACUUUUGGGUUCAUGCCAAAUGACGGCAUCGUAGUUCCGCAUCCACCAGUUGCCCGGGCCCUGGAGAUCGUGAAACAGACUUUGACGAAUGCAGAUUUUGAGGGUCCGAUUGCACGGAUCCGGGGAGCCUAUCUUCCCCGAAAUCGUGAACGUGUCCCCGUCAGCAAGCGCAGACCUCCGAUUCCACUCCCAGAGUAUGAGCAGUACAACGAUUACUGGCAGUCUUCCGCAGGCAAAACAAGUUCUGGUCGGCGUGUUGACGUUGUCAUUGCUCCGGCCGGUCCACAUAGUGCCAUUCCACCUGGAAGGUUCAUUCAUUCGGCGUACACAAGCGCUCUCAACGUGCUCAACUUUUGCAUCGCCUUGCGGAUAAGAACCUGGACACCCUGGACCCAAACUUCCAACCCCUUGCCGACAAGGAUCGGCGAAACAUACCUUCAUACGGACGAUCCCGAACUCUUCGAUGGCACACCGGCUGCCAUUCAGCUGUUUGGACGCCGACUGGGUGAGGAAAGAGUGCUAUCUGUGGCGCAGAUUGUAGUUGACGCCGUUGAGGCGUGGAAGAGAAAACACCAUCGGGAAUAA
Molecule: messenger RNA, 687 nt
Organism: Podospora pseudopauciseta
Lineage: Eukaryota; Fungi; Ascomycota; Sordariomycetes; Sordariales; Podosporaceae
Exons: 7
Source: RefSeq, a predicted model, not a curated record